AGAAUUACGAAUUUAAAUAAGCAUGCGAACAGUAGAUUUGUUUAUCCGCAUGUAUUAACAAAUGUGGUAAUUGUUCCCCCUCUUUCUGAUAGUACCGCUAAUCUGAAAGAUAAAGACUAUGAAUGCAGACAUUAUAGAAAAACCUGUGGGGUUAUAUGUACAUUUCUAUCUUUGUGGGAGUGUGAAAGCUUACUUUCUGAGAUGUAUACUGUGUAUAUUGAAAGCUGUUUAGCAAGUCCAUUAUCAGGUUGCAUUACACUUGAAGUAAGUCCAAGGGAAACCAUAAAAGAAGUAGUUAGCAACUUUCUAGAUACAGUACAAAAAGAGAAGGGUGAAUCAGGCCUGGCUGUUUUUGACAAAUAUCAUAACAAACUUCUGUGGAAUGCUACUGUAGAAUCUCAAGGAAUUGAAGCAGGAUCCAAAUUAUAUAUCCGUUAUGACAGAAGUUUUCAUUUCCGUCCAGUCUACAUUCUUGUUAUUGCCAUAUGUAUAAUAAUUAUUGCUUGUGUGCUCUUCAUUUCUACUGCAGUGCUGUUUGGUGCAACUGGCCAUAUGGUGCCAUUUGAUUAUGGUAUUGUUAUUGAUGCUGGAUCUUCACAUAGUGAAGUGUUUCUGUACCAGUGGGCUGGUAAUAAAGAUGACGGCACAGGAGAUGUUCAUGAGCGGGAUUAUUGCACAUAUGAUG
Stegodyphus dumicola is the source of this 685-nucleotide messenger RNA. RefSeq names its product ectonucleoside triphosphate diphosphohydrolase 1-like. Gene Ontology annotation, biological process: nucleoside diphosphate catabolic process. The record is from RefSeq and is a predicted model, not a curated record. Gene Ontology annotation, cellular component: plasma membrane. Gene Ontology annotation, molecular function: GDP phosphatase activity; ribonucleoside triphosphate phosphatase activity; UDP phosphatase activity. Lineage: Eukaryota; Metazoa; Arthropoda; Arachnida; Araneae; Eresidae.